This is a messenger RNA of Lycium ferocissimum, 2106 nucleotides long. RefSeq lists its product as uncharacterized. The transcript is spliced from 7 exons. The record is from RefSeq and is a predicted model, not a curated record. The coding region runs from base 1 to 2106 and encodes 701 amino acids. Lineage: Eukaryota; Viridiplantae; Streptophyta; Magnoliopsida; Solanales; Solanaceae.
AUGGCUAACAACGAACUUCCAAUCUAUAAUGUUUUUGCUGAUGAGUCAGAAGCAGGGGAAGACUUUGCAUCUGCAAUAAUUCAUUCGAGGAUGACUGCUACUACUAUUAAGUUUAAUAAUUCCCUCUAUCAUAUGCUCAAACAAGAGGAAUACUUUCAGAAUGCACUGGAGAAGCUAGAAAAUGGUUCACAAAGCUGCCCCGAAACUCUAUUGCUACAUGGGAAGAGAUGGUCAAAGUGUUUCUCAGGAAGUGGUAUCCUCCCAGUAAAAGAGCUAAAAUUCGUGAUCAUAUUUACAAGUUCAAACAACGUAAUAGGGGAACAACUUUUUGAAGCUUGGGAGAGGUACAAAGAAUAUUUGGAUAGGAGUCCAAACCAUGGUUUCCCAGAUCAGAUUCUGAAAGAGAAGUUCUACAGAGGGUUGGAUCCUAUGACCCAAGCUAUAGCCAAUAAUGCUGCUGGCGGGUGUUUUUUGAAUAAGUCUUUUGCUAAUAUUACUAAUAUACUUGAUCAAUUGACUACACACAGUCAAGCAUGGAACUCGAGUAAGUCUGAUGGGUUAUCACUUGGGACACUAUUGAUCCAAAAUAUAAGAUUGGAUGAGAGAGAAGCGAAGAAGGUGAACGUUUGUGAAGAUAUCUCAGGCGUGCCGCCUGGAAUAUACCAAUGCCACGAGGGUCCAUAUCAAGAGGGUCCUCCACAACCAGUUGAGGAUGUUCAACAUGCAGACUAUGUAGCGAAAGGGGAUGGUGCAUAUAACAACAACCAAGGGAACUUCAACAACAACCAAGGGAACUACAAUAACAACUAUGGUGGAGCAAACCAAGGUAGAUACAACAACAACAAUGGUAACUACGGAAACAGAAGUUCCAACCCCUACAUUCCACCAAAAGGGCAGUCUAAUGAUCAAGGUAGUUCGAGGUUGGAGUCAAUGCUUGAAAAACAGAUGCGUGAUCUUUCUCGAGAACAGCAUCCUGCUAGAAAAGGAGGACUUCCUAGUGAUACUAUUCCAAACCCGAAGAAUGGUAGUGGUGUGGAAUGUACUUUUGCUAUUAGCAUGAGGAGCGGUAAAAUACUUCAAAGUGCUGACAAGAAGGUGGUUGAUCUAGAUCCGGUUAUUGAGGAAGAAGAGGUGCAUUCUGAUGUACCUAUAGUAGAUGAUGAGGUCCAUAUUGAAGAGAAAGCUGCUGAUAUUCCAGAUGUUACUGCUGAUACUAGGAAACAAACGAUAAAAGGGGCUCUUCGCCCUUUGACUCAGAUGUACAAAGCAAAACCUCCUUUCCUCAGAGAUGCUGUCAAAGAGAUGCCCGGAUUUGCUAAGUUUUUGAAAGACCCUUUACGAAGAAAAGGUCUAUUCAACAUGAGUUUGAUUAUUGCUUCCACCACAGUUCAGAAGAAGGGAGAUCCAGGGGCGUUUACCAUUCCGUGUAAUAUUGGGCUUCAUGCAUUCGCUCGUGCUCUGUGUGAUAAUGGGGUGAGUAUCAAUCUAAUGCCCCUUGCUAUUUUUAAGCAAUUCGGAUUGGGAAUACCUAGACUGACUUCUAUGCGAUUACAAAUGGCGGACAAAUCUAUCAAGAAGCCAGUUGGGGUUAUAGAUGAUGUGUUGGUAGAAGUAGGUAAGUUCAUGUUGCCUGCUGAUUUCGUUAUUUUGGAUUGUGCAAUUGAUAAAGAUAUUUUCAUCAUCUUGGGAAGACCCUUCCUUGCUACGGGUAGAGCACUUAUAGACUCUGAAAAGAAUGAAAUCAAGUUCCGAGUGAAUGAUGAAGAAGUGACUUUCCAAGAAAGCAAGGGGAUGAAGCUGCCAAGUGCUUAUGAGAGUAUCUCAAUUAUUGACUCGUUUGAUGGGAUUGAUGAUGCUAUCGAUCAUAAAAUGGAAGAAGAAAGUCUGGGAGAGGCUCUUGCGACAGUUCUGCUUGAUCUUGACCUUGCAAACAGAACUACUUCACCAGUUAAGCCUUUUAUUUUUGAGCCACCAAAGCUUGAGCUUAAGCAGCUCCCAUCACACUUGAGGUAUGAGUUCCUUGGUCCGAAUAAGACAUUGCCAGUGAUUGUUUUAGCAUUACUGACUGAGGAACAGAUUGAGCGAUUAGUGAAGAUUUUGCACUAG